AUGGCGGUCAUAUUCGUGCUCUUUUUUCUUGUUUCCAUGGCGCUUUCGGCGCGCAUCCGUCCCUCCUUCAAUGGAACGGCGUUGAGCGGCACCUCCAACAAACACCCCUUCGAACCAGGGCCCAACACCAUUUUUCGCGAAGAAGUUCCUCCCUCAGCUGCAGCCUCAGGGUUUCCGUCCGCGCACGGCACAGAACUUCGCACCCACGACCCCAGCAUCAUCAAGGUCGGAAGCAUAUACUACUCUUACAGCGUUGGCCCGAGCAUCACAAUCCACCAGGCUUUUAGCCUCGACGGCCCCUGGACGGAAGUUGGUGCUCUGCUCUCUGGCGAAAGUGUCAUAAAAAAAGGCGACCGAAAAGCCCCCUGGGCCGCGAACACAAUCUACAUCAACGGCCGGUACUACUGCUACUACUCCGUUAGCAAUUCGGGGUGUCGUGACAGCGCGAUUGGCGUUGCAUCAAGUGCGUUUCCCGGCCCGGGAGAGUGGACAGAUCAUGGGCUCAUUAUCCAGUCGGGCACUGGUGAGGGAAGUGAUGUGUUUCCGCUGAACCAGUCGAAUACGAUUGACCCGAAUGUAUUUGUGGAUGGUGACGGCACUGCGUACUUGAAUUUUGGCAGCUUCUGGACGGGUCUUUGGCAGGUUCCUCUUGAGGAGGAAUUAGUGACGGUGAAGGGUCUGCAGGACGGGACUCUAGAUGCCGUUCAUCUUGCCGCUGAACCUGGGAAGGUAUGGCGGUCGAAAUUGGCCAACUCGAAGGCAAAGACCGUUAGCACGAGUAAAACCGGAAGUCCCAUCUGCGGCGACCCGACAGGCGGCCAUCCCAUUGAAGGCGGAUUUAUGGCUUACCACGCUCCCUACUACUACAUGUGGUUUAGCUGGGGGCGCUGCUGCGAGUUCAAGGACCCGGCUAUGCGGUCGAAUGGGAAAGAGUACCGCAUUCGCGUUGGCCGGUCCACAAGCGCACGGGGCCCCUUCGUUGAUAAACAGGGCAUUGACCUUGUUGACGGCGGCGGCGAGACCGUCUACGGCUCAAACGGCGAUGUGUUUGCCCCUGGAGGGCAGGGAAUCCUGACCGAUGAGUUCGGGGAUAUCCUAUACUACCAUUAUCUUAACUCAUCAGUCAGUUAUGACUUUGCUGACGCGCGACUUGGGUAUAAUCGGUUGGAGUAUGUGGAUGGCUGGCCUGUAGCGGUGUAUUAG
Messenger RNA from Aspergillus nidulans FGSC A4, 1203 nucleotides. Its product is annotated as protein abnB. Gene Ontology annotation, cellular component: extracellular region. Lineage: Eukaryota; Fungi; Ascomycota; Eurotiomycetes; Eurotiales; Aspergillaceae. Gene Ontology annotation, molecular function: arabinan endo-1,5-alpha-L-arabinosidase activity; hydrolase activity, hydrolyzing O-glycosyl compounds. Bases 1 to 1203 code for a protein of 400 amino acids. The record is from RefSeq and is a predicted model, not a curated record. The transcript is spliced from 2 exons. Gene Ontology annotation, biological process: arabinan catabolic process; carbohydrate metabolic process; pectin catabolic process.